CUAAGUUUUUUAACAAAAAUCGUAGUAAUUACCAUAGUAUUUACACUACUUAUGGUAUAAUUCUCUGAAAUUUCCUCUUAUGAUCCAUAGCUACUAUCGUAUAUAGCAAUUUUUGAUAUAAAAUUUUCUCAUGCAUAUAAAAUGCUCUUUAAAGAGUUUCAUAAUCUUAAAUUUCAGCAAAAUAUAUUACAUUUUUAUUUCAAUAUUGUGAUAGUCAUGUAACGAGCCCAAUACGAUUGUAAUUUUAAUAAUAAUAAUAUUAAAAAAUUCUAAUUCCCGGUUCGAAGAUAUUGUUAUUCUCCGAUAGACAUUUCUCUCUCUCUCUCUCUUUCUCAUAAAAAUUAUUUCUGAGUAAAAAUAAACAUACUUUCUCGAUGAGGCAAUACAAAAUUUCUUUAUGUUUCUGUUCCGGAUUAAUAAACUUUUGAAAGAUUUUACAUCCUCACUUAUACACAAUGAAACCAUAAUUGUACUAAUUUGAAAACGUUCUUAUCUAUAAUUUUUAAUCACGUACAACGAGAAAAGUAAAAUCCGCAUUGAGAGACGACGAGGAGCGCACGGUUAAUUCGACUUUGUUUCGCACGCGUCGACCUGACGGCGCGUGUAAUCGAAUAUUUCAUUCGAGUUACAUUUUCCACGUUUGCUUACGCAUAUCGCGCAGGAACGUGUAAUCGCGGUUAUUGCAUAACCAGCGGCGUCGGGCGCUGCAAUAUCCUUUCGCUUCCACGGUCUCCAUACUGGUUUCUUCUCUCGCCGGGCCCACGUUCCUUUGUGUUUCGCACGCACCCGACCGGAUUUGCAACAAUACCGGGACGGCAAUUUUCUCGAGUCGUACCUCGCGAAGACUAUCGGGAACCGCGAGCGCGGAUCCAAAAGGGAAAUAACUCUGGCGAAUUCAGCUGUAAAUUGCAUGCAUCUAAUUCUCUGUUUUUAAUCUGCGCGGAAUCGCGCACUCGGGCUCCCAGCUGCCCGUAUCGUUUAGCAAUCGGAAAAUGAUGGGGAUUCCGUGAUAGCUCCGGGACACCGUGUAUAAUACGUCCGCUUCGGCCUAAUUAAACGUUCGAUAUUGUAAAAUUGAUUAUGCUCUAGGUGCGGCAUCGGAGAUUUUAUCUACUAUCAAUUUUCUACUAUGUAGCCGGGGUAGGAAGAGGGGCAGAUGCGGCCGUUCCGGUUAAUUGAAGUCUGCUAUUAAUUAGCAAAUAUUAUGAGAUACACCUUCAUAUACGCAGGAAUAUCGCAACUUUUCCCUAUGUUUGUAAAAAACAAUUUAAACAAAACACGAGCCGCACGAGAUAAAAACUGCGAGAUUGCGCCGAUAAUACGGAAUGACGGUUUAUAAUCCGAUAAAUCGUCGGAUGAUUUAACUCCGAAAAAACGUUGAAAACCGGACUGUUUUUUCGGAUUAUCAGUUUCCGGGAACCCCCCCCCCCCCUCCCCUCCCCGCCGGCGAUUUCGAAGGUCGAGGAUUCACACGUGAGAGGGGUUCCGUUUCGUUCGAUCGCGGGAUCAUCUCGCGAUUAUUUCCCCCGCGAACUUCUCGGACGUCCCCCUCCCCCGUCUCUUUGUCCGAGGAAGCCCUCGCCUGGGAAAUUGUGGCCGAAAAUUGAGCGCCACUGCGAGAAGUACGGCGGCGCCGCCAUACGCCAGUCUUUUGCCGGAGCGAAGGGCAGAGCAGCGAAACUGCGAACCGGCGGGAUAUAUCGGUACACAUUCUACCAUUCCCGUCUACACGACGCGCGUGCACACACACGUGCGAAACACACACACGCACACGCACACGUAUACAUCACGCGCACGUAGUACGCGCGGCUGCCGCGACCGCGUAAGGGUGCGCUAGCAUUCCCCCUCGCGUCCCAACCUAACCUAACCUAACCUGCCUACCCCUACUCCGCCGUCUGGAGUCCCUUCAGCCGGCCGCUGAUCCCCCAUCCCCACCACUUCCCUCGGUUGGCACUCGCUCCCCCUCCCCCCUCCCCCCUCCCACCACGAUCCGCGUAGACGACGGCGGCUGGCUGGCUGGCUGGCUGGAGCGCGUUUACACGUACAGCUGCCAUACAUCGCCGCGCUACGGACGUGCGCGAGGUCCGUCGCGAGAGACCCGAGACCGCGCAGCACAUCGACGCCGUCGUUCCUGUCUAGCGCCGCGGCCGGUCGGGGUCGACCGCUAACCUAAAAAUCCACCGAGAGAGAAAGAGAGAGAGAGACGACAACGCACCGAACGCCGUCACCGGCGCGCGAGUUCCCGCGAGGUGUAGUAGACGCAUAAACCGCCGCGCGCCGGUUGUUCUUUGUGCGUCGCCACUGCCGUGCGCGUGAUCCUUUGUCUGGACGACGAGAUCGGCGUCGUGGACCGGUGUUCACUGUUUUUCCCCUUCGUACGUGUUCCUCCGCGACUGUGUGUGUGUGUGUGUGUGUGUUUGCGUGCGUGUGUGUGCGCGCCUCUGUCCGUCUGUCUCUCUACGCGCCGGACGUGGAUGUUCGUACCUGCCUUAACCUACCGCGACCUUGAACUUGUGUGCCUGUGCCUGUUCCGCGGCCGAUCGCCCUCUCUCGAGACGACGACGACGAGGGUGGGAGAACGAGGGAGAAAAGUGAGUGAGAAAGAGAGACGACAACGACGACGACGAGGAGGAGGAGCGUGGGAGACGCCGGCGACGUCGGGAUCCUGGAAGUUCCACGAGAAUGUUCUCUUACGCGGCCUUCCCGGCAAUGGGGAUGCAGGUACGAUUCCCGGUCGCCGGGCCUGCUGGUAAAAUCAUGCCGGUGGACCACCAGGUGCGGCCACGAGCGACGGAUCAUCGGUGACCAUCGGGACGCGGUGCAUUAACUCUCCGUCGGCAUGGAGGCGACAAACGGCGCGAUCGAGCACGACUUCCACAACACGUUAGUGCCGAUAAACGGUAGCCACUCAAGCAGCUCCGGCAGGAGUACGCCGAACGGCGGCGACCCGGCGCCGGGCAAGCUCUUCGUGGGUGGCCUCUCCUGGCAGACGAGCAGCGAAAAGCUGCGGGAAUAUUUUAGCAUGUUCGGCACCGUCACCGACGUCCUCAUCAUGAAGGAUCCGAUGACGCAGCGUAGCCGCGGUUUCGGCUUCAUCACGUUCGCCGAGCCCGGUAGCGUCGACAAAGUCCUCAAGUGUCCCAUCCACACCCUGGAUGGCAAGAAGAUCGAUCCGAAGCACGCGACGCCGAAGAACCGCGCGAAACAGGCGAAUCGCACGAAGAAGAUCUUCGUGGGUGGUGUCAGUCAGGACACCAGCAGCGACGAGGUCAAGGCCUACUUCAAUCAAUUCGGCAAGGUGGAGGAGACGGUAAUGCUGAUGGAUCAACAAACGAAGCGGCAUCGCGGCUUCGGGUUCGUCACCUUCGAGAACGAGGACGUGGUGGACCGCGUGUGCGAGAUACACUUCCACACGAUCAAGAACAAGAAGGUCGAGUGCAAGAAGGCGCAGCCGAAGGAGGCGGUGCAGCCCGGGGCGCUCGCGCUCGGCAAGCGGGUGGUGCUCGGCGCGCUCGGCGUGCGGCUCGCGCCGCAACCACCGCUGCCGGUCUCGGCGGCGGCGGCCUCGCAAUUGGUCGCCGCUCAGGCACAGGCGGUGCAGGUGCAGGCGGCCGCGGCCGCGGCGGCGGCCGCCCAGGUGCAGAACGCGGUCGCGGGAUACGGCAAGCUCUUCGCCACCGGCGGCUAUCCACUCUCGGCGUAUCGGUACACGCCUUAUCCGAUCCCGGCCGCGGCAGUGGCGGCGGCGGCUGCCGCGGCGGCGCCCGCCGCCCCGACGGCACCGGCGCCGACCCCGGGUGCCGCCGCGGCCGCUGCCGCUGCCGCGGCGGCGGCCUCCUCGCCCGCCGCCACCGCGCCCGGCAAUCCCUAUCAAGGCUACUCGCUCACCAACGUCGACAUGUCGAGCUUCCAGGGCGUCGAUUGGGGUUCCAUGUACGGGAUGGGAAUGUACGUUUAAACGGGAGAGACAGAGAGAGAGAGUAUUACCUGCACACCAGGGUUGCUCUCUCGUUCUUGCAUGCGCUCCCGCUCUAUGAUCUCCUUGUGGCGAAGGAAAUCAUCAUCAUCAUCAUCAUCAUCAUCACCGUCACCGUCAUCAUCCUCCCCACGUGUACAACAUACAGUAGAAUAUAUUCCUUCUCCAAGGUUGGUCGUGGCGCGCAAACACCCGCCUUUCGAUUCUCAUUCGGGGGAUUUCGCGUCUCUGGAAAUGGCUCCACCGCUCGCCGAAGAGAGUGAGAGAGAGAGAGAAAGAGAAACGAUGCUACCGUUUAAUGCUUCUUGAUCGUCAGUUUAUCCGGCGUUCUCUCAUCUCCGAGAAACGACGCGAGGAGAGAAAUGGGAUUCUUCGAUACUCUUAUCACGGAAUGGCAUCGUGGCAAGCGGAUAAAGUGAAAAGGAUCCAGUGAAGAAAGCUGAAAUUUCAAUCAAUUCGCGCUCGAGCGUGGAAUGAGAGUAAGGGUGAGAGCAAAGAUUGCCAAGGAAAUGAAUCAUCUCCGACGGACACCCGGCGAAGAAGGAGGGUCAGAGUCAUCCGCAUUAAUCACAUGUUGUUUUCCCCAAGUGGAAAUCGAACCAACAUACUUUUUAGCGUUUAAUUCUUCAAACAUGCGUUAAUUUAUUUUGCGAGGAAGCGAGACUAGUUUACGUAUUAUGUAUGUUAAGCCCCUUCGAGUCCCUCGUCUUUCGCGUCUCCGCGCGAUUCAUAUAUCAUUUUUUUCGCACGAUCACACACAGACACACAACACACACACACACACACAAACACAAGUCGUCGCGCCUCGGCACACUUUGGUUCCUAUUUUAGAUUAACGCGUACGCAUUAGAGUGAAAAGCGCGUGGCGGAACCGCCACGUUCCACAGCCACGUCGCCGCGCCCAUUACGUUAAUCAUCGAUUAAUUAACGCGAUCCAUUAGCGGCACUCGUUUCGCGGCGUUCGCGGCAGCCUCUAUAGCCCACCCGAGUGUUCCCCCAACGGCCCAUGAAGCAAUAAAAGGACAAAAAGAAAAAGCGAGAAGCACCGGACGCCGUGAACGACUUACUUACGCCAAGGAAGGAAGGGGAGCGCUAAUUCGCUUCUCUCUCCUCUCCAUUUUCGUUCUUCUCACUUUCCGUUUUGCGUCCCUCUUCAUUUCUCCGCGUUCUUAUGUUCUUUUAUUCAUACGUGUACACGUAUAUUCGCGACACCCGAUCGAGUUUUGUCACCGCCAUGAAGAGGGGGAUCAGCGGAAGCACGCGAUGCGAACGAAAAGUGCGCGAUCAUUGGUAUUUUUCUGAACGAAAGGUCAAUCGGGUUUAGACCCCCCCGCUUAGAGUGCUAGAGAAGCUAGGAUUUCGCUACGCCAUGCGCCAAGUGCCAAACGAACGAAUCGAAGGGGAAGACUCGUCCACCUCCCCCGGACGGUCAAGUGCAUGCAACUCGCUGUCCCGAGCAACGAGCUUCCCUGUCGAGUCGCGUCUUUUUUGGAGAGUCAAGUGACAACAACAACAACAACAACGACGACGACAAAUUCUUUUUCUCUCGCAUUGGCGCUUCCGCUCGUCGCUCUCGGCGAAGCGUUUCCACGUCUCGUCUUUUCGCCUCUCCAGAGGCAACAGGUCAAUACACACAAUCCACUUUGCGCGAGCGGGCGGACUCUCCCGAUAUUAUAUACGUACGACACACACGAGCAACAAUACGAGGGACACGUAUAUAACUAUAUAUAAUGUAUAGGUACAUAUGUAUACAUAUAUGUACGGUACACACACAUAUACAUAUAUAUAUAUAUUUUUCUUCAAAUAAUGGAAGACAAUAUUUCUCCGCUCUCCAUCGCGUUAAAUAAGGAUAAGACUACUAGCGGUACACACGAUUGUAAAUUCGAGUAAAUUCGAAUCGCGUUAAACUUUUAAGCGAGACUUUUAGCGAGUGUAAUCUGCGUACGAGACAAGCCGCUCGUAUAUCUGUUAAGACUUAAUUGACACACACAGUAUCACACCCGCGAUCGGCGUAAGAGAAUAAGAGAUGGUGAGCCGGCGAGUUUUAUUUAUAAGUUAGGCUUAAGCGGGUAGCAUUAUUGAUAGCGGAUAUAGAUAUUUAUCAAAGAGUGAAAGAGAGAAGAGCGGAGUGAGGAAUAAGGAAGAGAAAAAUGGAUGCUCCUCUCUCGAUGGAAAAGUCUCGGCGCGCGCGCGCGUGCGAGAAAGAAAGAGAAAGAGAGCGAGAGAGAGAGAGAGACAGACAGGUACUUAAGAGAUAUUAUUAUUAUGCAUCUUUAUAUAAAAUAUACUUAAGAGUUCGUGCGGACUGCGUUUGCGAGAAAUGGGAACUCAAGAUUGAGAUUAGCUCACGUAAUUCAAGCGAUAAACUAGAUUUAAGCCUUUAAACCGCGUAUAAGAGUAAGGAAUUUGUGAGAAGUAUUAUAAAAAAGGUAUUCGUUAAGGGAUUUGCGAGAGAAAUGGAUAUUUAAUUUAUAUGUAUUCACUUAUGUAGAAUACGCCCCGAGAUCGCGACUCGAUGGCGGCGAGUAGGUAUAUACAAUUGAAUUGUAUUUUUUUCCGCGAGGUAACCCGUGUCUUGCCAGAUUUCCGCUGUAGAAGAAAAGAAAAUGUGCAAAGUUCCUUUCGAUACCCACUGUUUUUUUCUAUUUUUUUUUUUGUUAUUAAAUUAUUCGUCCAAGUGCUAACGUUGAAUCAUUUACGCAUUUUAGUCUGUAAGCAAAUUCGAAUCGCGACCGUACGAUAUCGCCGCACGAUAGUCACUUAAUUUUUUUUUUUUUCCUUACUAUAUCGUCUUUCCUUUCGUAUUGUUAGUAGUUUGUUGUAAGUAUUAAGUGCGAUGCCGUCAAUUUGCGUCGCCCAAAUGAUCUCACGUCGACCGAUGCCGACGAAUCCCGAGUAUCGGCGCGAGUAUCUCAACGGUCUCCUUUUUUUUGUUCUUCUUUUUCCUCUCGAUCGAAGGAGGAUCGCCGUCGGCGAGGGCGAACGCGGGGCGUCCUCUUGGACGAGGAAUCACGUGGGGGAUGUGAAAAAUUUCGAGCAAUAAGCGAUUGACUCAAAACUUUAAACUGCGCUAGAUUAUUACGAAUAUUAAACAGUAACGAUAAUAUACAAGGGCGUCCGCGGCGGCGGCGCGGCGCUCGUUUGCGAACAUAGUGGAAUAAUCCUAGGUAUAUACACAAAACGAAUACUCGAUGCGAAAGGAUUUGGAUAACAAUAAACGUCGAAACGAACGGUAUGGGGCGGUCUUAGGGGAGCAUGGGAAGGACCGAGCGGUGAGAAGCUUCAGAGGGAUUACCGAUCCUUCUGAACACACAAGUAAUAUUCUCUAGUGAUACUAUAUACUUUAAUAUACAUAUGAAUAUAUAUGAGCAAGAAAAUAUAAUUAUAUACAUACGCCGUGGCAUACGCGUUUAAGGAUAACAAAAACUCGCGAGUGAUAUUUACGACAUAUUAAGGGGAUAUUACAAAAGUAGGAGCGAACGUAGAAAGAAAGAGAGAAAGAAAAAACGAGCGAACGAAUGGAGAGAGAGAGAGAGAGAGAGAGAGAGAGAGAGAGAGAGAGAGAGAGAGAGAGAGAAAGAUGAUAACGAGCGACGAAAUGCGACGAGGAGCGAGCGAGGAUCAGCUGAGAGGCGUACGUCCCGUUCCAGUUCCCGUUCUCUCGAUGUGACUGCGUACUCGGAACGCCAAUAAUGUGUGCGGAAAGGGCGCGUACUUAACGAGCCACCCCCUCCCCCUUGUUCCGGACAACCCCGCGAUAUCGGCGCGGCACCCCGGCUCUCGUUCCUGCUUUGCCAUCGAUCCAUCUACCUCUUUUCAGCUUCCUCCCUACACGCCAUUCCUUUUCUCCGUCUCUUUCUCUCUCUCUCUCUUUUUCUCACUCCGCGGAAAAUUUCUGCGCGAAAAAGAAAACGAAAUUAAUUAUGGAAUAUCCGCUUAUGUUACCGUAGCAUCACGAGAGAAAAGAGAGAGAGAGAGAGAGAGAGAGAGAAACGGAAACGAGCGCGCGCUGGUUCCGGGAGUUGUUUCGGAAGGGAGGUGGUGCACUCUUCGAGCCAAACUGGUAUCGUCGGUACGACACGCCGAUGUACGUACGAGCGCCUCUCUCACGAUGUACUUAUUUUCAAAGUUGCCUUCCGCAAGCGUAAAAAUACUAACAGGCUGAAGCGAGCGCCCGACGAUACCGUUUUGCGCGUUUUUCGUUUGCGAGACCUCGGAGCAUGGGAGGAUGAGAAUCGGGGAUUGGGGACCGGGGCGUACCUUUUUGGCGGGUUCAAUUUUCGAUAUCUUUCCACCUGUUUCUCCCUCUCUCCCUCCCCCUUCUCUCCCUUCCUUCCUAUCACGAGUCGAAAUUACUCUGGCAUCGAAAUUUGAUCUCGCCGAAAAUUCUCCACUGCUCUUUCUCUCCGUCUCUCUCUCACUCCCUGGUUGACGAUAGAAUACUUCGCCUAGUUUCUUAUACACGUUCUACAUACGGGUCGAAAAUACAAGCCUCAGUCGUCACCGGGGAAGAAGCGGAAUUCUCCGGGCGGGAUCGUCGUCGAGACUGCAAAUCGGGAAUUGCCGUGCGCGUCUCCGGAAAUUUGGCGAUGUAUGCUCCGGCAUCGACGGAUUACGCGCGAUUGUAGUGUAACUCCUCUCGGUUCGAGAAACGUGUGGAAGGAGCGAAGAAGCGCUUCACGUGGAAUUUCAGCAAUAAAUUUAGCCGUACGGAGGCGGGUCGUUUAUCCGCGUCGUGAAAGGCGCGCGCGCACGUCGCUUGACAUUUUCUCCGGAAUCGUCAUUUCGAAAAUGUCUUAUGUCGCGAUGUCAUGUGUCACCCCACCCCUCCCAUCCCCGACGAGAGACGUGACGAUUUUACCGAUUUUCCUCUCCGUAACGAUUUUGCAAUCUCCAGCGUAAAAGCGUUAUGAGCUGUAACGGGAAAACUUCUACUCCGGGACUCGAUUACGUCAUCAAUAAUCCGAAAGAAGCGGAGUGAUAUCGCACGACACGCAAUGUCAAUUCAUUACGCGAAUCCUUCAUUCCGAGUAUGCAAAAUGUAUAUUAAAUUAUAAUCGUACGAUCGAUUUAUAGUCAAGAUUAUAGUCUGAUCCAUUAUAGCUUACGAAACGUAUGAUUAUCGCGGUGUAUUGAGACGCGUCGUAACGAACAAGUUAACGGCUUCGAGCUUUAGAUACGAGAUCGAUAACGGCUAACGAGUAAUGCUAGCCCUUCGCGGGAAGUUCGAGGGCGGUUUCUGCAAAGCUAGUUAACAACAAACUUUUGUGUAUCACGUAAAAUUCAAAUUUCUCCGUCACACUUUUUACCCUUCUCCACAUUUUUUUCGCUUUUAACUGUCGGAUAUACGGUCGAAUAGAAUGAUGUAAAUUAAAACUAAAUAGAAUUAUAUACCCUCAAUGUCCCGCAAAGGGUUGAGAAAUUACGGUCGCUGCUAAUCGUCUCGUAAGGUAGAGUCAUCGUGCUCCUUAUUUCCGACCUCGGAACUUUGCAAUUUUUUUCAAAACCGUAAUAUCGUCACUGUCGACGACAAAAAGAAGAGUAUCACGGAUAUUGACGAGAAUUGACAUCGACAUCGGACGAUCGAGCCUCGUCUCUGAUGUUUAUCUACGAUCUAUUCAACGACAAAAAGAUAACAUCUCGUCGUCGUCGAGAAAUAUGUAACAUCACAGCGAAAGUCCACCUCUCUUUUUUUCCGAUCGGCAGGUCCUUUCCCUCUCCCCCUCCCCCUUCUCUCUCUCCUGAUUUGUCCCUGUGGUUCCAUAAAACCUUAUUAUAUAUACAUACUUAUAUAUAUUUAUAUUUGUAUCUCGGUCUGAUAAUUAUGUAUUUAUAUUGCGAAUGUUGAUAUAGUAAUUAUUAGCGUAGCUGGUAUUUUUUGAUGAGCGCUAACUAUCACUAGUUGUGUAUGAAAUGUAGGUGAAGCAUGCUGGUUGAAAUAUCUCUCCUCCUAUAUAAUAUCGUCAUUAUUGUCAUCCGCCCUGUUCUCUCUUUUUUUUUUUUCUGGACCCUUCGGACCCCUUCCACCUUGUCUUCCGCUUUUCUUAUUACGGUUCGCUUGCGAUUCCGCUUUCCCAUCGACACGGACGUCAUUGCUCGAGCAUUCAAGAAGGGAUGAAAAUGAUACGGACGAGAUAACAAAGGACUCUCUGACUGCCAGGGUGCACCGUACGUCGGUGUACCCUCUCGGUGUUUCGGGUGUCUCGCGAAUCCCACGUUUUUAACUUCUUUUCCCCCGUCGCUUUAUCGAUAAAUCGCGUUCUUCCCGCAGCUCGAUUAAGCCUUCUCAUGCUUAAUCACGAUUUUACGGUAAUCGAUUAUUGCUAGCGCAUUCUCGUUCUAAUUUUCCGCCUCACAGUUCUCUCGUUCGGCAUUAACGAGAGAACACGCGAUCGUUGACAAGAACCGGUGAUCUCCUCGCGAUUAACGAUCUUUUUUACUUUCGUCCCGUCUCUCAUCUCGUCUAAUUACCCUAAUUUCUCCCUUCGAUCCAAGUUACUUCCGCCUGACUGUGAGAAACACUCGCGAGCGAAAGCUGUCGUUUCGGAAUUCCUUACGAAAGCUCGAUGAUAAUGCGGGAAAAUGAACCUUAAGGGAGAAGAGAAAGAGAGAGAGAGAGAAAGAGAAAGUAUGAGAGAGAGAGAGAGAGAGAGAGAGAGAGAGGGCAGGAAACGAAACCGAACUGCGUAGUAUACAUAUGAUACACACCCAGAGCUCCUCCCAAAACUUAAUUGCGUAAGCGCUGAUACUCGAUACUCGAAUCGUAUUACUAUUACUAUUACUCAUUAUCAUUAUUAUCGCCAUUAUCAUGAUUAUUAUUAUUACUAUUUGAUGAUAACUAUUAUUACGCAUCAGCAUCAUUAUUAUGCUUGUCAUUUACUUAUUAUGGUUAUUAUUAUUAUUAUUAGCUUACAUAAAUGCAAAACACUUAUUACGUUUACUGUGACACGCUUUAACUUAAUAUACGCGCGAGUGUGCGCCGCAUCGCGCGCGUGUGUAUGUGUGUGUUCGUCCGCGAAGCGCAGUUUUCUCUCAAACGUCCUCCCCCGGCAGGGUCUUUCUUUUCUUCUCCCCCGUCCCCACCCCCGCGCGUGUUCCCUCGUUAUUCGUUAUCGCUACAUUCCUACAGUGUGCCAGCCACGUACGUGCCAUAAAGGGGAUAAUUGUUAGGCCGGAGCCUAUUAAUAGGCGCGCCGCGACGCGCGCGUAAAACCGAUUUGACCGCCGAUUGCUUCCUGAAUAGGAGCGAAGAGAGGGUGAGGGGGGGGAGGGAGAAAGAAGCGUCGCGGAAAGAUCCGAGGGGGCGCGCGAGAGAGGGGGCGAUUCGCUAUGUAAAGUCACCACGGGGUGGGGGGGGAACGAUCGAUGACUCGCACAUGAUCCGCGUCGCUCUUUACCCCCUUAUCCUGUCGCCGGGAUCGUGACUCGAAAUUCGAGAAGACGUUUACUUUUCGUCUCGGCGGGUUUUUUUUUUUUUUUUUUUGUAUUUUUUUCUUCUCUCUUUUUUUUUCUCUAGAUCGGUUUACCCGGCAUGUAAAAGCGACGAUGUAAACGCGACGAUUUAAUUCCGAUUCUCCGAUUUUAUUCACGUUUCUGUUUUGUUUGCCCGCAAUUUCUCCCUACCGUUGGAUUCGCUUGUAUUUUGACUUUUUCGCGUCGUUCCGAGAGAAAAAGAAGGAAAUGCGUUGGAUCAUCCGAACGAUUUUCAUAUUUGCAUUUGAGCACGCGCGCGAUGAACACGCGCGCACCAACGAAAAGGAAAAAAAAACACACACAGACAGACACAAACGCAACGCACACGCAUACACAAAUAAAUAUAUACAUUUAUGCAUAUCUACACACACACAGGCGCACGCGCGUGCGUACAUACAAGGCAGAAAAAUAUACGAUAUUAACGCAAGAGUACGCUCGAUGGCGCACGCCAAGAACAACACACACGAACGAAAACGUAACGUAAAAAUAGUAUAGGUUGAUGCCUAGAAAAAUUGCCAAUAAAGUAGUCGUUUAAAACUUGUA
Molecule: messenger RNA, 11992 nt
Organism: Monomorium pharaonis (pharaoh ant)
Lineage: Eukaryota; Metazoa; Arthropoda; Insecta; Hymenoptera; Formicidae
Gene: msi
Product: RNA-binding protein Musashi homolog 2
Exons: 4
Coding region: 2840-3958 (372 amino acids)
Cellular component (GO): cytoplasm
Molecular function (GO): RNA binding
Source: RefSeq, a predicted model, not a curated record